This is a messenger RNA of Ostrinia furnacalis (Asian corn borer), 7778 nucleotides long. RefSeq lists its product as uncharacterized. The record is from RefSeq and is a predicted model, not a curated record. The transcript is spliced from 25 exons. NCBI's taxonomy places the organism in Eukaryota, Metazoa, Arthropoda, Insecta, Lepidoptera, Crambidae. The coding region runs from base 141 to 4133 and encodes 1330 amino acids. Gene Ontology annotation, molecular function: protein binding.
UCCGAGGCGAUCGCACGCCGCCACCGCUGGCCCCGGACGCGCGGCAUGAGUUUCUGGGCGUAUACCCCGCGUCGCGAGUGCGUGUGCCAUUGUGAAUAACGCAUGCCGUGAUCACAGCUCGGGCCGGAGCCUCGGCCGCCAUGGGCAACUCUUGCAGCUCCGGGCAAGCACACAAAGACAAGGACAAUAUAUCACAACAAUCUGAGGAGUACACGAUAGCGUCGGAAGAUGCCAAAAGAUCGCCGUCGUACCGCGCAGCGCGACCGGCGGAGGCCGAGACGUGUCUCACGCAGCGGCCGGAGCCCGAGCGGCCGACCGACGUCAAGGAGAAGAAGCCCCAGCUCAAGGGACCCAGGCCUGUCGGCUCUAGUGUCUCUGACUCCAUAUCGCUCUCAUCUCCCGUGGCGUGUGCAUCUCCCCGCGAAGAUGUGGAGGGUCCUCCCAUGCCGGUCAACGUGGCGUCCCUGCCGGAGGAGCACCGCGCCUCGCUCCUGGGAAGACUGCCCGGACAGAGGCUCAGGCGGCGCCGCGCCAUGCUCAUAUAUGUCUGCGCUGCUGACUCGCAAGAUUGCUGCGCGGAGAAAGGCGCGCUGCAAUGCGGCGCGGCGGCACGAUUACGCGCUCGUGCUCGCGGUCGCGGCUGGCGAGUGCACGUGGCCGACCUCCACUGGCGCUCGCCGCUGGAGCAGCAGCGCGACCACCGCUUCCCCGUGCUCUGUAUAGCUGAGCUUGCACGCCAGUCAGAGCUGGGCGCGGUGGUGCCGGUGCUGUUCCUGAACUCGGGGCUGGGCACGCCGCUGCUGCCGCACACGCUGGAGUGCGCCGACUUCAAGGCCGCGCUGGACGCCGCCGACGACGACAACGACAAGGCUCUGUUGAACAAAUGGUACAGCCUAGACUCGAGCACGACGCCGCCAUGCUACCGGCUGGUGCGAGGUGCGCCCGCGCGCUGGCGCCGCGAGAUGGCGCGAACGCUCAGUGUUUUAGUGCGCACGCUGCCACAGGAGGCCUGCGACGCUUACCUCACCACCGUCGUCGAACAGGAAGUCCAGCACACAGUGCUAAUGAGCGUGGAAGCAGCGCGGCGCUGUGUUUGGGUGUGGCGCGCGGGCGCGGGCGCGGCGGGCGCGGGGGCGGGGGACGCGGAGCCCGCUGACCACGCCCACCACAGCGAGCUGCAGCGCCGGCUCAACAACGUGCAGAAGGACCUCAAGCUGCACCUAAGCGAGCGUAACAUAAUUCGCGCGAGCGUUCGCGGGCGAGCGGCGGCCGACGACGACUACACGGAGAGCGUUCGCGCGGCGCUUGGCGAGCGACUCGACGCGUUGCUCGACGCCCUUAUAGCGGACAAUGAGAUGCCGGCCGGGUAUAAUGGGAUACCUACUAGUUUAUUCGACGAGAUCAGCGAACACCUCUCGUUCUGUCAGAAAGCGGCGCAAUGUACUUCCAAUAGAGAAAUCACCUUGAACGAGCUCAAAUCGUAUAUAACAGGGGACAGUAACAUCCCCCUCGCCCUGAUAGGGGGUGCCGGCUGCGGGAAGGCCACGCUGGUGGCCCGGGCCGUCAGCCUCGCGCCGCAGUGCCAGCAGGAUCUGGCCGUCAUUGUCAGGUUCGUAGGGCUGACUCCGCAGUCCAGCAGCUCGCACCAGCUGCUGAAGUCGAUAGUGGACCAAUGCUACGUGCUGUACACCGGCUCCGUCUACAGGGGACGCAAUGACGCUCAAUCGCUGGGCGGCGCCCUGCGUCGCGCGCUAGCUGGUCUAGGGCGGGCGCGGCCGGUGCUUCUAGCUGUAGUUGGUGCAGACGCCCUGCGCGGUGCCCGAUGGCUGCCCGAGCGGCUGCCUGAUAACGUCAAGAUGAUCGUCACCGUCACCGAAGAGACCGACGAGCCUUCCAGCUCGGCGAUCAUGGCGGUGCUAUCCUCAGACGAGGGUCCGAAGGUGGUCCGAGCGCCGCCGGUCGGCGCGGAAGAAGCGAAGGCAGUGCUCACCGCCUGUGCUGCCACCUACAGCAAAACGGGAGCUGCUUCGCCACCAGAGGCCGCUGUUAAAGCCGUGCAGAAGUGCACCUUACCGCUGUACGCUAAGAUCCUAGCAUGGCAGAUAUCCCUAUCAGCAGAGACCUUCACCGAGCAAUCAGAACCAGAGACCACUCCAGAACUGGUCAUCUGCGAGGACCUGGAAGGCCAGCUCAUCCAGAUCCUGGUGACGACUGAGGCGGCCUUAGGAGCAGAAAGGGUUAAGAACUGCCUGGCGCUGUUAACAGCUUCGAGGAGAGGGCUGGAUGAUACGGAGAUCCUGGAUAUGUUGGCCCAUGAUGAGCUGUUCAGGAGUGAGGAGACUUACUUACCCUGGGCACCAGCGUCCCUAUUCUGGCCGCAACUAGCCGCACUACUGUCCCCCUGGCUUCGGUGGGACGCCCGAGGCGCGGCGCGGUGGCGGGAUGCCGCGCUGGCGGGUGCGGCGCGGGACAGAUACUUGGCGGACUGCGAACAUGACGUUAGGAGGACGCUGAUAGAGUACUACGAGGGCGCCUGGUUCACGGAAAACGACCCUAAAAUGGCUGGAAGACUGAUAUCACAAGAAAACAAAUUUUCAGAAGAAUACUACAACACUAGAAAACUAGACGAGCUGCCAUUCCAACACUACCAUCUCUACAAAGAUGAGCCAGAAACGUUCGCGAAUCAGCCCUACUUCACCCAAUUAGAAUGGGUUCACGACAAACUCGCAGCCACCGAUUGCGGGCACUUUUUAGAAGACCUGGAACUAGUUCACAUAGACCCACUCCCAGAACACAUUGAGAUACUGAAAGAAGUCUUCGAAGUCAACUCUUACGCUCUAGAUUACGACCACAGACAAAUCUACGGCGUUUUAAGUAUGACUUUAGAAAAAAGACAAAGAGAUGGUGCGUCAGUGAAGAGUGAAAUAGUCCAGGAGUGGCUGAAGGUGAUCAAGAACCCUCCAGUGCCAACGUUCUUCCCUAUAAAUGAGAACUUCUACAAGAUAUGUGAGGGCAAGGAUAAGAGGGACUUGUCAGCUGUGGAAGGGUUUGACAGCAAGACGUUUGAUCUGAUCGUGAGGUUCGACCAGAGGGAAAAGUUUGUGGCGACGGUUUCGACGGAGAGGGAGGAGAUUUGCGUCUGGGACGUCACGACGUGCAAGAUGGUGCGCAAGCUGACAGGGGUGACGCACCCCAUCAACCUGGUGCCGGUGGACGAGCACCGCUGCGUGGUGCUGUGUCGCCGCGAGCUGCGCGUCUACGACCUCGACCAGGGCAAGUUCCUAGUGGCGCUGAAAGGCGUGAUGAACCAGAAGAUGCCGUUCUACGGGCUCCACGACUCCAAGCACCUGGUGGCGCUCUCCAGGAACCGAAUGUAUGUCAACCUGAUGAACAUUGAGACUGGUGACUGUGUGACCACGUUCAAAGCUGGUGAAGACAGGUUCCUAAAUUCACUGCUCGUUUCGGGUGACGGAAGGAUAUUGGUGUGUGGUGAUGAGACACAGAAGCCUUUCCCACUGCUGGUGUGGUCAUUGACGUCCAGAAAGCUUUUAUACGACUUGAGGAUACCACAUCACGACUUUGUGACUUCAAAAGCCGCUAUAACUUAUGAAGGAUCGUACGUGUGCGUAGUCUCCCGGGAGCUAGACGAGCCGAGCCCGAACUUCAUAGUGGUGUACGACCUGCAGUCCGGGACACUAUUCAAGAAGUGGAAGCCGGGCUGCGACACCGUGGCACUGGCCAUAAGCUCGGUGGACGGAUGCGUCGUGUCCGGGCUCGCGGACACCAGGAUACUGGUGUGGGACUUGAUCACUGGCAACUGCCGGCUGACGCUGCGCGGGCACGUGGCGGCGGCGUCGCUGCUGCGGCUGGCGCGCUCGGGCGGCGUGCUGCUGUCCGCCGACGACUCCGGCCGGGACCCGUCCGUGCGCCUGUGGGACCUGCACUCAGGUAAACUAAUAUCAGUGUACACGCCUCCCGAGCGCAUAACCUCCUGCGAGAUUGUCUUAGGGGGCUCCGUACUGGCCCUCACUUUAGAGAACGUGCCCCACAUAGUCUGCGCUCGCCUGCUGCCCGCGCCAGUCACGCAGCCCUGCCACGACCACCGGCCCUAUGGACAGAUGCCCGACUGCUGAUAUUCGAAGGAACAGGAAGGUACGAUCACGCGUCAAGUCGACAAGAUCAAACGCCUCCAAAACGUCGCUUUACCGUCGAUGUAGUUUAUGAACAUUCAAACUGUAAGAACCGUUAAAUUUAAACUUCAAUGAAAUCUACAAUUGAUUUAAAACCUUAUUAUUAAAGUGACUCUACAAACAUUUAACAGGUACAAUCCAGUUUGGAUUGGAUUUUUGCAGGAUUGCAAGUUCAAAAAAAUAUACUACGUUUUGGAGCCAGUGAAAAUCAAAACUUUUUGACACGCCAAAUAACUGGCUACACUAUUAUUUAUCAUAAUGUAUAGUAGGUAAAUAUUAUUAUCCAAAGAUCUUAAAUGGUUCGGCACGACGUAGGACAAGCUACCUCUGAUACCUAAGUCUUUUGUACAUGUAUCUUUAUGUAUCUACCCUCUACAUGUCACAGAGUCCUGCAAUUUUAAACAGAAAUAAUAAAAUUAACUGAAGGACGUACAAUAUUUCUGAAACCAAUGUCUGUUCACUCUAGUCCAAAAUUUGUGCCAGAAUUAUUAAUAUUAAAAAUGAUAGAAGUAAAAAACAUUAUGCAUGCUACUCACUAUUAAUUUAGAUUGCAUAUAAUGGCACGAAUCCUAAAAUAAGAUUCUUGCAGUGCAAUAUUGUUCAGUAAAUGAAUAAUUGAUUACUAAGUUCUUACUGUAAAAACAUCCUUUUCAUUUCUAAUAAUAGUAGCAUACAUAAUGAAAAUUAAAUAAGUAAGUACUUAAAUAUAAAUGGAUGGAGACGUAACGAGUAUUCAAAGUUUACGAGAAAAAGUUUGUGGAACUUGAUAAAGCAAUCGCCCAGUGACUUACGACCGAAAUAUGAAUGAAGUGAAUAAAAAACAUUAAUGUUUUUGAUCUAUUACGCUUAUUAAUUACAUUAUUGAAUUAAUGAAAUUAUAUUUAGUGAAUCCUCUAUCUGUAAUGUUGAUGUUUAGGUGUAAUUUUGUGGUGAUUAGGUUUAAGGGAUGAGUUAUGUAUAAGUCAAUUUUUCGUGUUUUUUCCGCGCAAAUAACGGCUAGCCUUUGCGUUGUGCUGGUCAAACUGAUCUUCCUUAAACAGAUGUUGUGCACAUUAAGUAACGUUUAAUAAUUGGGUGGGAUCAAUCAAGGCAAAUCAAGGCUCUUUCGGCUACCGACAGAGAUUUAUACUACAAAAUGGAGAGAGAAACCCAGCUCUGCGUGAAAGAAGUAAAAUCAUAAAUCCUGAUUGGUCUUACUAUAGUUAAGGUGUAGGAUAUUCUACCAAUGUGUCAUUAAAUCUUUGUUGUUGUUACUUCUAUCUUGUUUUAAAUCAUGGUCAUAAACAUUAGAAUAAAUUACUUUUUUAUUGCUGAGUUUCCGACGAUGUAAACCGAAAACUAUCAAAAUUAAAAUCAAACUUUAUAUUCCACCUAUCAUCAUGAAGUGCCUGCUUUUAGGCAUUUGCGUUGUUACAUUAAAAGCAUCGAUUUAAUGAUCGUUGGAAAAAGACGCUUCUUUUCAUUAAUUUGUGCGAAACGCUUAAUUUUUGUAGUCAUUUAUUUUAACCUUGUGUCUAUCCGAAUUCUACGCUAACAUUCGUACUUAAUGUAUACUUAGUCAUAGAUUUUUGUAAUUACCAUAUCUGUAUAGAGUUCAUAAGCAAUACCUUUUAGAGAAGUAGCACACAUGGUUUUAUUUUUAAAGAAAAUUUAAUUUUCCUUAUACAAAAUUACAGAUAAAAAUAUAAAAAGAAAUUAUACAGAUUAUACUAACACAUUUUAAUGCAAGAAUCAUUAUUAUAUGUACCUAUAAGAUGCUGGUUCAUCAUGUAACGGAUAGUGUCCUUUAAUGUGUUAGCAUGCAAUGGGUCUUCAAGCAAAUGUUGCUACUCGUAGAAAUGGAUUUUCAACAUUGCGUGCAAUUUUUUCAUGGAACUAUAAGUAUUGUAAAAAGGUAUAAAAUAAGUAUAGUAGUAUUUGUGUUUUUACUUGAUGCAAAUGACUCCAACUAUCUUUGAAAUUAAAUCAAGUGUUUUACCAUGGUUACAAGUAAGAGAUUAAAGCAGUUGUUCUUUUAAACCUACUGUAUUACAAGAAUCCAAAAUAUUAUUGUGAUUAUUAUUAGAGAUUAUUUUACGAUUAUGUCUGCUUUAAUAAUUUCAUCGUUGAAAGAAAAAGCACAAUAGUUAAAACGUAAUGCACAAUUUGUUGUUUUUUGUUCAAAGCGCAGCUGGGGAUGGUCUAAGUAGGACUUAUACUUUAAAAUAUGGUUUAAAAUAGUAAUAUUUUUAGAUGCGAAAAGUACCUGUUUUUGUUUAUUUACAAUUGUAUAUUUUAGAUUGGUCGAUAGACAUAAAAUAUUAUGAAUAGACUAAGUACAUACUACUUACAGCAAAAGUUGGUAUGUGUAAGCACAAGUUUCUGAGAGGUUUUUUAUGAUAAAGGGUAUUACAUACCUAGUUAUAUUUUAAAACCAUCCCCGUCUCUGCCUCAGCUUCAUAAUGUUCCAGCUAACGCUUCUCGACCAAUGCAAACUAAAAUAACUAGGUUAAUCUCGUCUUAUCUAAUAAUUGAGUGAACUGAGUCUCGAUGUCUUCUAUGUGAUUCGUUUUUGUAACUUUCGCUGCCAUAUUUUUAACGUAUCUUAAGAAAUCAAGGGUGUAGCCAGACGGAACGAAAGCGGACCCAAAAUAGUUCCCUGCGUAACACCUUUUAAGUACUAAAAAGAAUCGUUCUCUCUGACUACUCCCUUGCAUGUAAUUAACCAUAUUUUCUUAUUGAUUUAUCUUGGGCACAAUAUAAUGAAAUGACAUAUUAAAGUAGGUGUUAAAAAUAUUCUGCCUUCCAUGGGGUUCCGAUAAUGUACAAAUAAAGUAAGAUAAUCUAAUUGUAUUAAUAAUAAUUAUUGUACUGUUUAGCCAUUGUUGAGUUUCAACGGAAAAAACGGUGUAAUUAAUAUUGUUUAGAAUAUUUUUCUAAACUUUUAUAAUUUUGGUGGCGCUAGUGGCAAUUCGCAAAAGUUUUGUAACUUGUGCGCUAGUUAUUUAACGUAAAUAAGUACGUAAUUAUUUGCUGUUUUCAAACAAUUUUGCCAAAGUUAAGAAAACUAAAUAUUGUAUGCUCAAAACUACAAUAUAGACGCACUUUAUUAUUCUCGGAAUCCCCAAUCCCUUGCCCAAUCUUUAGUAGUCAAAUAGAAAGUAACUACUAAAUGAACUUAUGAAUUCUCUUCAAAUGUACAAAAUAUGUACUAAGACACUUUCGUUACAAUAGAUUAUUUUAAGUAGUCCGCACAUUUGUUAAUUUAAGAAAGAUCUUUUCAUAAUGUCCAUUUGGUGUGUUCCAGUUUUUCAAAUCCGAUUAUCAAUACACAAAGAUCUAGACCAAAUCGAUUUGAAAAACAACAUUUUAAAUGUUUUUUUAUUUAUAAUAUUUUGAGAGCAAGCAGGCUGGUCCCUGUUUUAACUGAUAUUCUAUAAUAUUAAGUAAAUUUUAUGGUCACUACGUAGCGAUCAAUUUGAAAUUAAAUUUAAGCGAUGUAAAUUAAGAAGAAUGGUGUAAUCAAUUGACUUGUUAAAAUUAUUUAUGUAUUCUGGAAAGUUACGUAACUACUUGAUGUCCUGAUUAAAUUAUUGGAAAAUAAUACAA